Messenger RNA from Fundulus heteroclitus (mummichog), 645 nucleotides. RefSeq names its product small vasohibin binding protein. Lineage: Eukaryota; Metazoa; Chordata; Actinopteri; Cyprinodontiformes; Fundulidae. The transcript has 3 exons. Bases 203 to 403 code for a protein of 66 amino acids. Gene Ontology annotation, cellular component: apical part of cell. Gene Ontology annotation, biological process: protein secretion; negative regulation of protein ubiquitination. The record is from RefSeq and is a predicted model, not a curated record.
GAAGGAAAAGGAAAUUCCUGGCCGGAACCAUUGAGCUUCACACAACUGACCACGGAUUUGUUUAUCAGUGACACACGGAGAACAGCUGUGUCUUCAGCCAGUAGCCUAUAGCCAGUUUUGACGCCUUAAAGGCCAAUGAAAGUGUCCGCGCGUGGCUUCAUCUGACUUGCGCUGGUAUAUCAGGUGGGGUUAAAGUGACAUCAUGGAGCCGGCCUGCCGUAAGGACAAACCAAAACUGAACUCGACCCCGACCCGAGGAGACAGAGCCAAGCAGAAGUCUGCACAGCAGGAGCUCAAACAGCGACAGAGAGCAGAGAUAUAUGCUCUGAAUAAGGUGAUGACAGAGUUGGAGCAGCAGCAGUUUGAGGCCUUUUGUAAACAGAUGCAGUCCCAAGGAGAAUAACAGCAGCAGCUCUGCAGAAACUGCUCCACAUGAAGUAGUUUCUGUUCUUCUGCUGAAAAAAAGACAAGACAAACUUUGCUCUUAAUUAAACUGUUACGGACAUAAAAUCUCUGCUGUAACACGUUAAUGAUACAGCUCUUAAGGUGCAGAAGCUGUAGUGCUGAUGUUUUAAGUAUCUGUAUAUGUACGGAUCUGUUUCUGGGUCAGUUCGUUCUUCCGUUUUCAUACAUGCGCUGCCAUUU